Molecule: messenger RNA, 8466 nt
Organism: Scophthalmus maximus (turbot)
Lineage: Eukaryota; Metazoa; Chordata; Actinopteri; Pleuronectiformes; Scophthalmidae
Gene: arhgef7a
Product: Rho guanine nucleotide exchange factor (GEF) 7a
Exons: 20
Coding region: 2691-5030 (779 amino acids)
Biological process (GO): intracellular signal transduction
Molecular function (GO): guanyl-nucleotide exchange factor activity; protein binding
Source: RefSeq, a predicted model, not a curated record
GAAGCCGUUCUCGGCUAGCUUGGUGCAGCUCGUCGCCCGGCUCCUUGUUCUUUUCCUCCAAGUUGUGUUGUAAUUCCGCCGCUGUGCGGGCUGACGAGUCCAUGACACGUGAAAUGACUGGCGUCCGCUAGAGCUGUGGAGCUCGACAAAGUUUUUAGAACCACCCUCACUGAAACUUUCCCACCCGGACUCAGUCACCGGGUCAGUAACGAACAAGCGGGUCGCUGGAGUCGACGAGUCGUGGUUGUCGCACUCUUUGACCGACUGCUAACCUUUGACGAUGUGUUAAACCAGGAGAGGAGGGGGAUCAUACUCCCACGCUGCUUGGUUCAGACAGUCGACAGAGAACAGUCUAGUAGUUUUUUGGUUUUUUUUACACGAUCAUUUAUUUAUAUAUUUGUUUCUGUCUGCCGUGUGUACUGUCUGGCUCCAGAGUGCGGGUGUCCUCAGACGGCCCCCGCGCGCAGGCAGCUGAAGGCCGUGACGCAGAGACACGUGUCGGAUGAACGAGCCCAGCAGCGCAGGCUGUUAACUGGUGACGUGCGGGGACGAUCCGGUUCUUUUGAACGGAUUGAGCCGAGUUCCUGCCUGAGAUCUUUUGAAUGUUGUGAACAAAUGUCAGUAUCUAUUAUAAACUAGCCCUGGACUGGGAAAGAAAUUCUGGCUUUGACUGUAUUUUUAUUGUAAGAAUGCGUCCAUGAGUUCUAGAUGAAGCCACGUGCCCACAUCUGUAAUUGUAAAGCUCCAGUCUUUUGACAAAGGGGGUACUGAUCAAGUUAAGGCAAAGAAGGCAAUUGUCUGGGGCUUCCAAGAACAGCUGAUGGCUUUGAUCCCCUGUAAGAAUCUUCUUGUGAGAAUCCCCUUAAAGGGGCAGUAAGCGAUUUAGGAGAAAGCUCGUCUCUCCUUCUUUGUUGUUAAUGAUGAUUUUACUGCACCGACCGGGCCGUGAACUAGGCCAAAACCCCUGAGAUGAGCAUGCGUCGCUAGCACGUCUCUUAACGUGUCGGGGAGUGAUGUUUACUUGAACUGCACACAGUGUUGUGAGGUGCGGUCCGCACCAUUUUUUUGGUUUUCAAUCGACAGAACCAGGACUACGCCGAAAAACCUGAGUUUUUUUUCCAGCGGACACACAGAACCGACAACUAACAAACCGACAAGCACAAUGUAAGAGGGCUGGGUAACGUAUCCUGGUUUAGUGAUGCUCACACUCACACACACACACACACGCAAACACGAUGUGAUCUGAUGUAAUAUGUCUAAGGCUGCAUAAAUUAUUUCUGUUACGAUUAAUCUGCCAGUUAUUGUCUUGAUGAAUUAUAUUGAUUAUAAAAGUAAUUUAUUAUUAAUAAUAAUAAUAAUAAUAAUAAUAAUAAUGUGUCUUAAAGCCCAAGAUGACAGAACACAAAAGUAAAGGAUCCCUUAUCCAUUUAUUUAUUAAUUUAGUCAAUUCAUCAGCUGAUUGUUUCAGCUCUGUAGACCUUGGCUCAGUGGUGCAGGCCUGCAUGGUCACAAUCCUCUCUGUGCUGGAAUCAUUUGCAUGUCUUCCUGUUCAUGUGGGUGUAUGUGCCUGCAUGGUGCUCCAGUUUCAUUCCACAGUCAGGUCAACCAAACACACUCCGGUCAGCUCAGGUUGAAUAGAAAGGAGACUCUAAACAGCUUUUUCCGCUAAUCUGUUUGUCCCUAACUGAGUGUUUUCUCUGCCGUCCACCUGGGCUCCAUAGCAGGUAGAGGCAGAAAUACUGCUGCGGGUAUACAAGGAAGGGAUGGAAGAGUAAAUGACAGUGAUCUUGGCCUUUGGUGACAUCCUUGUGACCCCGCAUCAGAUAACAACCAUGGACAAACUUUUUUUUUUGUUCCAGACUGGUUCAUUUGAUGGAUUUUGAUGCAUGAAUAUUUGACAGUUAUGCAUUUUUCACAAUUACAAAAUGCAAUAAUAAAGAAAAGUUGAAAAAAAUUAUACAGUUUUUGAAUGAGAUGAUGAUUUCCCUCUUUUUAAAAAUGAUUUUUGAUGAACUAACUGAUUGGGAACCUCCUCUUUUGUGAUGUUAUAGAAACAAUCAUCACAUUGAUACUUUCUUUCAGUGUUGAAGCUGGUGCUCCUGUCUGCUGGUCACUUCCCCCCUUUUGAACUGAGACAUGACAGAUAACAACAGGCAGCCUGUGUUAUGGCCUGGUCAUAAUAAACUGAUAUGAUUUAAAAAAAAAAAAAAAAAAGGAGCAGGAUAUAUUCAAAGCCUAUUCCUGUCACACUGAGGUGUCCUAACAACUGGUUGGACUGGCUUGUCCCCCUGGUGUGAUGUCAUCCAAUGGAUGAGCGGCUGCGAUGCGCACACAUGCAGUCCGCUGCCUCGACGCAUCACAGAGAGCCGUAUACUUGACAGCCUGCCAGGUUAGAGGGGGGGAACACACACACACACACACACACCAUUCAAGGGAGGAAACCAGACCUGCUGAAUUUCCACCGGCCUGCCGUCCUCCGCAUCCACCCGAGGUAUAGAGCCUUUCCCCCCGCAGCCUCUCAUCAACAUCAACAUCUCAUGCAUCCUUUUUUUCUCUUUUUGUGGAUUAAUCAUGUUUCUGCUCUUACGCACAGAUGACAGCGUAGCCGGGGCGGUGAGCUGUUGAGAGCCCCCCCCCCCCAAAAAAACACCGCCGCUUUGUUGAAUAUACAGGAUCUGUUGUGACUGGACAUGAAUUCGGCGGAACAGACGGUGACAUGGCUCAUUACGCUCGGGGUGCUGGAGUCGCCCAAGAAGACCAUCUCGGAUCCCGAGGCGUUCCUGCAGACGUCCCUGAAGGAUGGGGUGGUCCUGUGUCGGCUGCUGGAGAGGCUCAGCCCGGGAUCCACGGAGAAAAUUUACCAAGAACCGAAGAACGACGGCGAGUGUCUGAGCAACAUAAAGGAGUUUCUCAAAGGCUGCACGUCGUUCCGCGUCGAGCCGUUCGAGGCCAGUGACCUGCUGCUGGGACUCAACUUCUCAAAGGUGCUGAGCAGCCUGGUUGCUCUGAAUAAAGUGACCGCAGAUAUCGGCGUGGGCAGUGAUUCGGUGUGUGCCAGACACUCCUCGGCCCACCGCAUCAAGUCGUUCGAGUCGCUGUCUUCUCAGUCUUCACUGGGCCGAUCCUCCAAGCUGCUGCAGAACCAGUUUCGCAGUCUGGACAUGUCGGAGAACAGUGGCCAGCAGCUGCUGGUGAGGGCACGUUUCAACUUCCAGCAGACCAACGAGGACGAGCUCACCUUUGAUAAGGGCGACUUGAUCGGCGUGACUCGUCAGGAGGAUGGCGGCUGGUGGGAGGGGAUGCUCAAUGGCAGGACUGGGUGGUUUCCUAGCAACUACGUCCGCGAGGUCAAAGGCUCUGACAAACAAGUGUCUCCCAAGUCCGGCACCCUGAAGAGUCCACCUAAAGGCUUUGACACUUCUGCAAUCAGCAAGACGUACUACAACUUGGUGUUGCAAAACAUUCUAGAAACGGAGACAGAAUAUUCCAAGGACCUUCAGAGCCUCCUGACGAACUACCUGCGACAUCUUCAGGGCGUUGACAAACUGAGCUGUUCGGACACGGCUUUAAUUCUGGGAAACCUCGAGGAGAUCAGCACCUUCCAGCAAAUGCUCGUCCAAUCACUGGAGGAGUGCACCAAGCUUCCAGAAAGCCAGCAAAGGGUGGGCGGCUUCUUCCUCAACCUCAUGCCACAGAUGAAAGCUCUGUACGUCGGUUACUGCUCCAACCACCCCUGUGCGGUUAAUGUGCUCACCGAGUACAGUGAAGUAUUGGGGGAGUUCAUGGAGGGGAGGGGCGCAGUCAGCCCUGGGAUCCUCACGCUGACCACUGGCCUGAGUAAACCUUUCAUGAGAAUUGACAAAUACCCCACCUUACUCAAAGAGCUGGAGAGGCACAUGGAGGAGUGUUACCCUGACAAGCCAGACAUUCAGAAGUGCAUGGCGUCUUUCAAGAAUCUGUCUGCUCAAUGUCAGGAGGUGAGGAAGCGCAAGGAGCUGGAGCUUCAGAUUCUCACCGAGUCCAUCCGGCUGUGGGAGGGGGAUGACAUCAAGACCCUGGGCUCUGUGCUCUACAUGAGCCAGGUCUUAGUCCAGAGUCCUGGCUCUGAGGAGAAGAGUGAGCGUUACCUCAUGCUCUUCCCCCACGUCCUCCUCAUGUUGUCUGCCAGCCCCAGGAUGAGUGGCUUCAUAUUCCAGGGGAAAUUGCCCCUGACCAGUAUGAACGUGAACAAACUCGAAGACUGCGAAGCCUUUAAAAAUGCUUUUGAACUCAACGGCGUGUUGUUUGACCGUCUCCAUGUGGUGUGCACCAACCAGCAGGACCUGCAGGACUGGGUGGAGCACCUGACCAGACAGAUCAAACACACCACCGCCACAGCUCCCAGCCACAAACCUCUCACUGUGCCCUGCCACACGCUCCCAUCUCACCCCCUCACCCCAUCCCGGCAUGCGGAUGGUAGGGCCAUGACGGUGGCCCCCACCUACCACACCCUGCCUCACCCCUCCUCCCAUGGAACAUCUCACAGCACUAUGAUGUGGGGUCCGCUGGAACCGCCCAACACCCCCAAACCGUGGAGCCUGAGCUGCUUGCGGCCCGCACCCCCGCUACGGCCCUCUGCGGCCCUCUGCUACAAGGAGGAUCUUAGUAAAAGUCCUAAGAGUGUGAAGAAACUCCUUCCCAAGCGCAAGCCUGAGAGAAAACAGUCUGAGGAGGAAUUUGCCUUGAGGAAGAGUACAGCGGCUCUGGAAGAAGACGCCCAGAUCCUGAAAGUUAUCGAGGCGUACUGCACCAGCGCCAAAACCAGGCAGACUCUGAACUCCACCUGGCAGGGCACCGACCUGAUGCACAACCACGUGCUGGCCGACGUGGAUCGGUCCUGUGUGGACUCGUCGGGUCGCCGUAGCAGCGUGUCACGGCCAGAACUGAGCUCUGACCUUUCAGAGGACUCUGACUAUGACUCCGUCUGGACCACCCACAGUUACAGGAUGGGUUCAGUGCCGCGCAAGAGCUGCAUCUCUCACCAGAACUAAGAACGUACAGUACCGCCACGCUGUACUGUAAUGUAACGUACAGCACGUUUACCUCUUUUACCUACAAUGUAUUAAAGGAAACCUGUCUUUUUUAUUUAUGUAUUUAUUUUCUAUUAUAUAUUUGUUCUUUUUUUUGUUAACUUAUUGGUUUAUUUAUUUUUUGACAGUUUGUUUGACGAUGUUUUAAGCAUCUCCCUGUUGCCUUUGCCACUUUUCCCUUUUAUGUGCCUCCUCUCUUUCUGUAGUUGUCAUGCAGUAAGUGUAAGGUAAUUCUUGUUUAUUUAUCUUGAAUGUGACCACUCCCCUUAAUUUGACCAUAAAUGCGGUGGACUCUCGUAGCAGAGAGUAAAGGGAGGUUGGAGUGGAAUAUGGGGGUGGGGGGAGAACCAGGGACGGGAGAGAUGGGGACGGAGCUUUUCCUGUCUGAUAUUCAGAUGUAAUUCAGGAACGAGUUUAUUCUAUUUACCAUGUACUACUUCUCUCCAGUAUGUGAUUUUAAAGUAUGUAUGCUCAAACAUAGCACAGAUGCGACACAUGCGCGCACACACAGGUUGAGGCACAUACCCUGCUGCCUGAUGAUAUAGCAGGAUGCAAAUGUAAUAUCCAGAUUCCUAACAUUUUAUAUCAUUGCUGAUUUGUUUUUUUAUCAUUUCAAGUUUUAUUGAUGUUGCCAGCCCAAAGCAGAAUAACAUAACAUAACCAGACCACUGCUGAGUAAUCAAUGUUCUUGCCAACUUUGAUGGUAUGUGAAAGUCAGUCCGUUCUUUGUUGUAGCAGCUACAGAAAGAGGAGAUCCUCACAUACGCUCCAGUCAAGCUUUUACAAACUGGAUGAAAGCCAAUGGACUAAGAUCGGUGAAUUUAAGGGUCUGUUCACUUGCUUUACAAAAGACUUUACAUUUUCUCACUUACCAAGAGUACUGUCUUGCUGUGCUGAUAGUUUGGGUUUUAUUUAUUCAAUCUUUUAGAUUUCGACUUAGAGAAUAAGUCUUUCAUAAUAAUUCAUCAAAAGGGGAUUGGAUUCAAAUGUGGCUGAACUAAACUAGAAGAGUGCUUUAAUAUAUGGCGCAUACCUCCACCAAGUCUAAGGCCCCACCUCGCCAUUUUAGAUAAAGUGGAAAAAUUUCCUGGAUCCACCAAAUUUCAUGGAAAUGGGAUCAGUAGUUUUUGAGAAAUCCUGCUGAGAGUCAGACAGACAAACAAUCAAACGGGAAUGGAAACGUAUCCUCCUCGUGAAGGUAACAAUUAAACGCCAGUAGGUGAAAUUACUUUUCAUUUCUGUAGAUAAUCCCACCUCACUGUCUGCAGUUUUAGUUGGCAUGGCUUCAUUAAUUUCUUCAUAUAAAUGUGUAGUCCGUAUGAAAAAUUAGUCAUUGUAUUAGGUUGAAGGCUGAGAGACCAGGCAAACUAUCUGCAUGACCAGAUGGCCUACCACCACUCGAGAUAAGUGAGAUGAUGGGGUUUCUUUGUAUUUUUUGGUGAACUGGCCCUUUUAAGUUAACAUUUUGAUAAUUUACUGUAUUGUGUAUUGUCUCCUAUAAGCAUCAUCCUUUAAAGCCUGAUCUUAAAUCCAGUUAUGUUGUCUGUCAGUGGUUCCACAGGGUUGCAUUUACAAUACAUCACGUUUUACAUCUUACUUUAGUAAAGCUACUUCAUUAAUGAUUCAAACAGGCAUAGCAGGCCAUUCUGACACUAAUAAACAGUAAACUACAACCUAAUACAGCUACAAUUGUCUAAUACAAAAUUAAUAUAUUUAUUUGAUUGGGAUUUCUCCUGCUAGCUAAAGGAAUAGUCCAACAUUUCAGGUAUUUGGAUUAUGCUCAACUGAUUUCUUGCUAAGAGUUAAAUAUGUAGAUCACCACUCUAAUAUCUGUUCGUUGAGUAUGAGUCGGGAGAGGUGUAGGUUAGCAGGCACAUAAAGCAAAAUGUGUAUUUAAUUCAAUAUCUUAAUCUUCUAGUUAUGAGAAGCUGGUUUAGCAUAGCAAAAAGACAGGAAGAAGAGUAGCUGCCAGCCUAGUUUAUUGAAUUUGAUUAGUUUUCAUUCAUCGAAAGAUGAAUCUUUUAGUUUAAUCUCCUGGCUAUGAGAACAGAAAAUAACUAUCAAUUUAAAUUGGCUUUGCUAGUAUUUCUUCCAGUCUUUAAGCUAAGUAACGUAACUAGCGUCUGGUUAGCUUUGCUUGAGAUUCAGCUUCUGGUUGGUUGAGCUAAGCUAACCAGGUUCUGGUUAGACAUUAGAGUGGUGUCAAGUCUUCUCAUCUAACCCCCGGCAAGAAUGUGAAUUAUCCUAUUCACCAAAAAGGGCGGCAACCAUUUCUUUAAAGUGGAGCUGUUGUCGUCUCGGACAAUUUGACGAGGUUAGCGUAAUGUCAACAAAAAAUUCCCGCGUCACGAACUAGCACCUAUGCUACGGCCUCGUGAGCCAGAUAUGCCUCUGUGUUGUCUGGCUCGCGAGGUCUUCCAUACUAUCUUGCAUCAAUAACUAUUUUUAUGAAGAAGUAUUUUUCCAGUAUUGGUAAUAAAAGUACAGUUUGGCAUCCACGUAGAGUCUAUCUCCUCCUACAGUGAGCAAUGUGAGUGACAUGUGGAAUAAAUCGGUCCAUGUCACAGUGCUACUUAAUGUUUCCGAUAUUAUUUCUUAAUUCAUUAUUUUGUAUACAGGCUUUUAUUUAUUUAUUUAUAUGUUAUUAUGUUUGUCGAUGUUUACGAAAUGAUCCCUGGAUGAAUCAUUUCUUUUUUUCUUUUUUUCGAUUUUAUGGUCUGUAUCAAAGUUUACACUGAAAUUAUAACAUGAAGUGUUUGAAUUAUUUUGCACAAUCAUGUAAGGGGGCAGUGGGUGGGGGGGAGGUUAGAUCUGUUAACUUCUGUACUUUUUUGUCGUCUACCUAGAGUGUGUAUGAUAUAGUCCUAAAGGUAGACUCAAGUAUUCAGUGUUACUGUAAAGUAAAUUCUCAUUCGUAGUGUAAAUGCUCACCUCCGGUGUUUUGACAGCAUUGAGGGUUAGAAAAAAAAAAGAGGUGGUGAUUAUACGGGAAUAUUUCGAUGUAAACUAUUCACUCAACCUCAGAAGAAAUGUCAGAGUGGACUUGAAAUAUGAAGAGCACAUAGUGUCCCCCUCUGUAAAUACUAGUUGUCAUGGAACAAGAAGAAAAAAUCCAUUCUACCUUCUAUUUGAGCUAAGAAUAUCACUGUCCUUACAUCACGUGCUAUGUUUUGUGACAGGUGUAUUCUGUGAAACUACGUCAAAACUGUGGGACAGGCAGGGUAACAAGACUGUCUUUGACAAAAUCCUCUCAGUGUGCUCUAAUGCUGUAUUCAGUUCACACACGUGACUACGUCUUAUCUGCAAACAGCGCCUUCAGUGUAAUUGUUCUACACUGCUGAAGUGUUCAAGUCCUAAACGCUGUAUUAUGAGUUUUGAAUAAAUCUGUCAUUUGGUA